CUAAACGUUGCCAAAAGUGCGCCAACGUCUUGAAACGCUACAAAAUGCAGAGCUCCAUUCAUGGCCAAAAGCAAAUAAACCAUGGUACUGCGUCCAUGUUGACUUCGCAGGACCGAUCGUCGGUCGGUUUCCUCAAUAUACUCGACUCAUACAGCAAGUGACCCGAAGUAUUUCUCAUGGAUAGCACAGCCACCAAUGCUGCUGUAUCAGAACUACGCCAAACCUUUAGCAGAUUCGGUUGUCCAGAGACCAUUGUAACUGACAAUGGUACACAAUUUACUUCGGCAACUUUUACGGAGUUCUGCAGAAAAUGUGCUGUCCAGUACGUUCGUUCGCCGCCGUUUCAUCCACAGUCAAAUGGCCAGGCAGAAAGGUUUGUCAAUAGGCUCAAGCGAGCUCUCUACAAAUCAAAAGGUGAGGGACGUACAGAGGAGGUGGUUGACCAGUUCCUUUUCCUCCACCGAUCAACACCGGAUCCACAAGCGCCGGAUAGAGUUUCUCCGGCACAGGCUAUGAUGAACCGGAAGCUCCGCGUGCCUUUCGUGGCCAUACGGCCGUGCUUAGAGCCCUCGGUUGGUGAAAGAAACUGCAGAAUAGAAAAAGAUUUUAACCGACGGCAUGGAGCAAAGAAACGAUCAUUUACACUUGGACAGAUAUUGCUGGUACGUGACUAUCGGGAAGAUCACGCGAAGUGGACACCAUGGACGGUCAAAAAACAAGCGCGGUAUUGUCAU
Molecule: messenger RNA, 734 nt
Organism: Dicrocoelium dendriticum
Lineage: Eukaryota; Metazoa; Platyhelminthes; Trematoda; Plagiorchiida; Dicrocoeliidae
Source: the annotation of a GenBank genome assembly